Messenger RNA from Pieris macdunnoughi, 1680 nucleotides. The record is from the annotation of a GenBank genome assembly. Lineage: Eukaryota; Metazoa; Arthropoda; Insecta; Lepidoptera; Pieridae.
AUGGCGGUUUUAAAGUUAUUUAUAUUUUUGUCGCUCGUCGCGAUAGUUUUAGGUCAAGGGCCGAAUCCCAUAGUACGAGUCCAUCAUGGUUUGCUUCAGGGGGCAUGGAAAAAGUCUACUAAUGGUCGUACCUAUGCAAGUUUUAAGGGUAUCCCAUAUGCAAGACCGCCAGUUGGAAAAUACCGAUUCCGGGAACCUCAGGCCAUGAAGCCAUGGACAGGCACCUGGGACGCCACUCGUCCUCUCUCAGACUGUUUACAAUAUGAACCUUUCCAUAAGAAAAUUAUUGGCGAUGAAAACUGCUUAUUUUUGAACGUGCACACACCAAAAAUAAAUGUUGGCGCUCACUUACCUGUGGUAGUGUUCAUACACGGCGGAGCCUUCAUGUAUGGUGGAGGUGUGCUAUUUGGUCCUGAAAACUUCAUGGACCGGGAUGUCGUUAUUGUAACCAUUAAUUAUAGAUUGGGACCACUUGGAUUCCUAAGUACAGGAGAUGAGGUCGCGCCUGGUAACAACGGGUUAAAGGACCAGUCAUUCGCGCUAGAAUGGGUAAAAGAUAAUAUUAUGAUGUUUGGUGGCAACCCUGACAGUGUGACGCUUACUGGAUGUUCCGCGGGAGGCGCUAGUGUGCACUACCACUAUCUGUCACCCAUGUCUAGAGACAGGUUCAACCGUGGUAUAGCCUUCAGCGGAUCAGCUUUCAUGUCAUGGGCCAUCGCCAGGAACCCAGCGGAGAAGGCUAGAGCUUUAUCAUCCAUCGUUGGGUGUCCCACUCAGAACCAUAAGGAGAUGGUAGACUGUCUUCGAUACCGACCAGCAGAAGUCAUCGUCAAUGCGCAGAUUGAAAUGUUUGAUUGGAAGGUGCAUAUGUUUACCCCAUUCACCCCAACAGUCGAGCCUUCAGGGUCAAAAUCUCCAUUCUUGACUCAAUACCCGUAUCAUGCCGCUUUAUCAGGAUCAAUUAACAAUGUGCCUCUCAUUGGAUCUGUCACAUCAGAGGAAGGCUUAUAUCCGGCAGCAGCCUACCAGGAAGACCCCAGCAUCUUGCAGGAACUGGAGUCUAGAUGGGAGCAUCUUGCUAGCAAUAUCUUCGAGUACAACGAAACUUUACCCCAGAAUCUACGAGCAGAAGUAGCCGCGAAGAUCAAACAGCAAUACCUGGGAUCUAAAUCUGUCAGCCAGGAAACAUUUGACCAACUAGUUCAGGCUCUGAGUGAUCGUCUGUUUGUUGUGGACGUCGGUAAAAUGGUGGAGAUGCACGCAACCCGCACGUCCCAACCUACUUACUUAUACAAGUACGCUUACCGUGGAGAAUGGAGUCUGUCACACAUGAUGGCCCAAAACGAGAUAAACUAUGGUGUCAGUCACGCGGACGAUGUAUUACUGGUAUUCAAUUUCGGAGACAACAAAAUCUCAACGAAGCCUGAAGUUGUUAAGAUGAGGGAUGCCCUAUUGGAUAUGGUGUACACUUAUGCUGCCACAGGAACACCUAAAGUGCCUAAUGCCCCUCAAUGGAAGCAGGUGAAGCCCAACUCUCCAGAACUCAAUUACUUAGAAAUACUUGGCCCAGACAAGAUUCAGAUGAAAUCUAGCUUGGACUUCGGAAAGAGAGCUUUCUGGAACAGCCUUGGUUUAAUUGAAAAUGAAAAUUAUCAAUUAAAUCUUAAAGAUGAACUGUAA